Pundamilia nyererei is the source of this 1056-nucleotide messenger RNA. RefSeq names its product zinc-binding protein A33-like. Lineage: Eukaryota; Metazoa; Chordata; Actinopteri; Cichliformes; Cichlidae. The transcript has 5 exons. Bases 41 to 826 code for a protein of 261 amino acids. The record is from RefSeq and is a predicted model, not a curated record. Gene Ontology annotation, molecular function: protein binding.
UGCAAACAAAGACCUAAAGCAGGAAGUCACAGAGCUGAAGAUGUGCUGCUCUCAACCGCCAGAGGAGUGUGAAGACUUGCGAAGAGAUUUGCAGCAGUGCCAUGAUGAUGCAGACCACCAGCUGCAGGAGCUACAUCAGAAGGAUGCCAAGCUCAACCAGUUGGAGCAGGAGUUACAAAGACAGAACAGGGAGAAUAACAAACUGCAGAAUAAUAUUGACAGGCUUCAAAGGGAACUAGGUGAUAUAGAAGAAAAGACCAUCCAUACCUCAAAGAUGACCUUCGAUCCAGACACAGCGCACCCAAGAAUAGUUUUAUCUGAUGAUGAAACCGAGAUGUCCACUGCAGAUUUUAUACAAGACGUCCCCAACAAUCCAAGACGGUUUGAUGUGAUUCUGGGGGCCCUAGGUGCCACUGGCUUCUCAUCUGGCAAGCAUUACUGGGAGGUUUCAGUAGCUGGAAAGACCUGUUACCACCUUGGGAUGACCAGUGAAUCUUCUCGAAGAAAGGGAUCAAUACCCUUCAGUCCAAACAAUGAUUACUGGACUAUAGUCCUGGACAAACAGGGUCAGUACAGAGCUAUAGAGCAGAGGAGAACGGUUCCCAUUCCUACUGAGAUACAACCAGUUACCCUGGGUAUCCUGCUAGAUUACAAAAAGGGAACCAUCUCGUUUUAUGAUUCAGGGUCCAGAACUCAUAUGUAUUCUUUUGUAGGUCAGCACUUCACAGGAAAAAUUUAUCCAUUUGUCAAUUUCUGUGUAGAAGAUGGCAGCGCUCCAAAUCCAGUAGUUUUAAUUACUCCUGGAGCAACUGACUGGAUAAAAUAAGGGUCACGAGAAGUUCUGUCCGCACCCAUGUCAAAAUGUGUGACAUUUACGAGUAUGGGAAAUAAAAUAAUAACUGAAGAAUGAGUGCACAUAUUUCUGCUACUGUUGCUAUUAAAUGCUUCAGACAGUAAAACAAAUAUACCAUGCUUGCAACAUUCUCUCCCUGUCUUUAAAGCCAACCUUAAGUCUGCCUAUUCUCUUUGAUUUGAAUCAUGCUGUUAACUCUCUUG